AUGCAUGGUAAAGAUGACUGGUUGGCGUUCUUGUGGUUGCAGUAUGGAAUUCCGGACUACUUCUUGAAGCCAUCGAAGCCACAGCAGUACAACGGAAAUUUUUGCCUACAGCAGCAGAUACGAUCAGGAACAUUAAUCAGAUCCAAUCUUCAGCAUUCAGGCAUACACAAGUACGGAAGUAAAUUGGUAGAUUCAGAAAAUAUUAAAAAAGAAGAAGAAGAAACAAUGCAGCAAACACACCCAUCGCAGUCGAUCGGUGCACCAAUCCCAAACAACACGCCGCACGCUGUUUCCGUGACCCUUCCAACAUGGGAGGCAACGGUUGGAUACGAGCAAGGCCAGGACUGGGUGGUGAAAAAAAUGCAGUCUGGAUAUCCACGAUUUUUCAUCCACGCCAAAAUCAAGGAACUUGGCGAGCUUUUGGAGAAAACGUACGCUCGGGAGGGCGAGAAAUGCAUGAUCUACCCAACGUACAAGGUUGCGAAGAGGUGCCGUGCGUUCAUGAAGGCAAAAACGCAGCUUCCGAAGUUGAAAGUGCGGAUUUUGCAACUCAGCACUCCGCCUCCUAAAAAUGCAGAGGAGGCCUCAUUCCGCGUGGAGGCAGACAUUGCGGUGGUUUUCUUCCCUGCCAGCGAGUUCCCGCUUGCCAAGCAGUACUGGCAGCAUGCGGGAGAGGGCAUUUCGUCACGUGAGGCGGAGUAUUUCCUCAGUGAGAUGAAGGAAAAGCUGGUGAACGACAUCCGGUAUAAGAAAAGCCACCGCAAUGGAGGCAACAUGGGCUCCAGAAAGCUCUCGCCACACCCUUACACAAGCAACGGGGACCGGUCAGCCCGUUCUUCGGGUUCUUCGGGUCGCCACAGCACGAUCAACAAACCUCUUGCCAGCAAUCCUGAGUUUGUGAGCUUUAUCGAGGAGCGGUUUGGCCGGAAUCUCGACUUGAGCUUUGCGCGGGAGGCCAAGAGGUUGCUCCGGGAGCGGAUUGCGGGCCAGGAGUUGGCCGAAUACGCAUCCAGUGACUUGGUUUACAUGUUUCCGACGGGUAUGGCGUCGAUUUUCAACGCUCAUGAGCUCGUUCUGCAUGCUUUAAGCGAGAAAAAAGACCUCAAGUCGGUGUGCUUCGGCUUCCCGUACGUGGACACGUUGAACAUCUUGAAAAAGUGGGGUGCGGGUGUGCACUUCUACGGGUUUGGCGACGACGAGUCGCUCGACGAGUUGGAGAAGUUGUUGAAGGCCGGAGAGCGCAUCCUUGCACUUUUCUGCGAGUGCCCCUCGAACCCAAUGUUGACGACUCCAGAUCUGAAGCGAAUCCAUGCCCUGGCCGCCACUUACGACUUUGCCGUUGUCGUGGACGAUACCGUGGGAAACCCGUCCAACAUUGCGGCACUCCCGUACGCUGAUGUUGUUGUUUCAUCGCUCACGAAGGUUUUUUCCGGCGAUUCUAACGUCAUGGCCGGCUCGAUGGUGCUCAACAAGCAGUCGCAGUACUUUGGCCGGCUCAAGAAGUACAUGGAUGAGGAGUAUGAGGACUGCUUCUGGGUGCAGGAUGCCAUUUUCCUGGAGAGAAACUCGCGGGACUUUGUCCGGCGGUCCGAGGUCAUGAACAGGAACGCUUUGGCUGUCCUCAAGUUGUUCCAGGACUCGCCUCUCAUCGACAAGAUUUUCUACCCGUCCGUUUCCAAGUCCAAGAAGUACUACGAUGAGGUUAAGAAGCCGUCUGGUGGCUAUGCCGGCUUGAUGUCUGUCAUUUUCAAGGAUCCUACAGAUGCCGUCUGCUUUUUCAACACCGUCCGUUUGUCUAAGGGUCCUUCUUUGGGCACAAACUUCACCUUGGUGUGCCCAUACGCCAUUUUGGCACAUUACCAGGAGUUGGACGAGGUCCAGAAGUGGGGUGUCGACCGUAAUCUUGUCCGGUUGAGUAUUGGAAUGGAGCCGGAGAACGAGCUUAUCUCCAUUUUGCAGGAGGCUCUAGAUUGUGCCCAGGAGCAGCAUGAGAUCUGA
Messenger RNA from Brettanomyces bruxellensis, 1998 nucleotides. RefSeq lists its product as uncharacterized. NCBI's taxonomy places the organism in Eukaryota, Fungi, Ascomycota, Pichiomycetes, Pichiales, Pichiaceae. Gene Ontology annotation, molecular function: cystathionine gamma-synthase activity; pyridoxal phosphate binding. The coding region runs from base 1 to 1998 and encodes 665 amino acids. The record is from RefSeq and is a predicted model, not a curated record. The transcript is spliced from 2 exons. Gene Ontology annotation, biological process: transsulfuration.